ACCUAGGCUGAGGCCGUAUGGGAUGGUUUCUGUUGUAACUAGUAGUAACCAAUGGGAUGAGUGAUGAAGGGGUACCCCGUGAAUAGGUCCAAGAAUGUGGAAAUGUUUGGGUAUGAGACUGAGCUUGUUCGGGACCAUAGAUUUCCUUUCAUUCUUAUGGAACAUCAGAGCAGGGGUGCAGAAGUCAGGUCGGGAAGGUUAGGAGUCUAUUCUGGAAGUGAUGGGAGCAGUGGGAGGUUUGGAGCAUAGGAGGAAGGUUAUCCGUCCAGAUCUUAUUAGGCUUAAUGUGACUGCAGCAAAAACAGACUAUGGUUGUGCUCAAGUAAGAAUUGAUGUGGCUGGACCACUGGAGUGGCCAGAGUGGCCAGAAUCCAGGUGUGGCUGGAUUCUGUAUUGGUUUUUCAUUAGGGUGUUUCAUUUUAUGUUUUGUGGUGCUGGGUCUUGAACCAUGGGCUUCACACAUGCUAGGCAAAUGCUUUACCACUAAGCUGCACACCCCUUGGGUUUCAUAUUUAAGAGUGAGAAAAAAGUAGAAAAAGAUGGGUGAUUCCAUUGUUUUUGGUUUUAGCAUCUGGAAGGGUAGAAUCUCCACUAACCAGAAUGUUAAAGCUGAUAGUUGGUUUGAUUUUCAUUGUGUAGUAUCAGGAGUUUUGUUUUGGCUAUCUUAAAAGAGUGAGAUGUUUAAAAGCAAUAGUGGAAAUGUCUAGUUAGUAGCUGACUGCAUAAAUGUGGAACUCUGCAGCAAAUUGAAAAAUGGAAAUAUACAGGGCUAGGUAUUUGGCUCUGAGGUAGAGCACUUGUUUAGCCUGUGUGAGGUCCUGAGUUCAAUCUGUAGUACUGCAAAAAAGAAAAAAAAUAAAUCUAAAAAGUGGCGACAGGUGUUUGUCAUGAGAUAUAUACCUUGAAUUACAAUUAGGAGGCACAUCCUAGACUUAAAUGGUAAUGCCAGAAACAGCCCUGGAAAGGGAGGGUGGGGUCCAUGAUUGGUUCCCAUGCCUGAGCAUCUGAAUACAGUUGGUGGUCAUCACAGACACAGCUGAGGACAUGAAGUGGCUGUGGGAAUUGUGUGAGGAGGUGGCUGGUCUGGCAGAUGUCUAGGCUCCCAUGGGAAGAGUGGACAUGAGUCAUACAGAAACUCAAAAUAACUGAGGCAACAUGAUAGGGUGGCCAAUACUUGUGUUUGUUCUUCAGACUUUGGGCUCACUGGGAUUUAGGAGUGACCCUCGAUAUGCUUGGGGGUUUUAGUAAGGCUAGUGGGUUAGCUUAGGGACACAAGAGGUCAUCUGGGAGGUCACCAGGCCUGGAGUGGAGGGCCUCUGGAGCAAGGUCUUGAAUUAUGGUUUGAGGAGAGAGAAAGGCUGUGACUGAUGAGGGGGCAUCAAGUGCAGCACAAGUGGGAGAAGGCCAUCAGUGUCUGGUGAUUAUCCAGGUGGUUCCCGGUGACAGAGGCUGGAGCAAGCAGCAGGCAGGCCAGGAAGUACAGAGCAGGAUGGGGCUGCCUAUGUCAGUGGUCAUGGAUCCUGUCUCAGUUUGCCACGCUCUCUGGAUGCCUUGUUCUAAGCAAUGUGGGGAGACCAGGGAGAGGCCUGUGGUGUGAUGCUGGGGUGGAGGCACCUGGGGACUGAGACUGUCUGCGUGAGAAGGGAUGAGCACAUGGUGCGGGAGAGAGACCCGUUGGCACUGGCAUGGAAGACACAAGGGUGAAGAGCUGUGUCACCUUUGAGGACGUGGCUGUUUACUUCUCCCAGGAGGAGUGGGGGCUCCUUGAUGAGGCUCAAAGGCUGCUGUACCUUCACGUGAUGCUGGAAAACUUUGCACUUGUAACCUCUCUGGUUUACUGGCAUGAAGCAGAGGAUGAAAGGAUACCUCCUGGGCCAAGGGUUUCUGCAGAAGAAGCAUCACACAUCAGGACUCCAAAACAAAGUCCAUCUUUCCAAAAGACUCACCCCUGUGACAUUUGUAUACUAAUCCUGAAGAAUAUUUUGCAUCUGGAUGAUCUACCUGGACAGCAACUGUACUUUUCUGGGGCCUGUGAAAACCUUCACCAGGAACAGAAACAUCAAAGUGCAGAGAACACAUUAAAAAGAGAAGUGAACAGUGCCUCCUUUGUGAAGAGCUGCAUAUUUCAUGUGUCAGGGAAUCCUUUCCUCUGUAGGAAGACUGGAAAGGACUUCCCUGAUAAGUGGGGCAUUCUUCAGCCCCAGGCCAUUCCCAAAGGUGAGAAGCCAAACACAGUCAGAGAGUGUGGGAAGGUCUUUCACUGUGGGAAAAAUCAUUGUAAGUCAGGAGCAUGCAGAGACACUUCCAGCCACAAACACACACUUAUUCGUCAUCUAAGAGUCUGCACUGGAAAAGGGGGUUUUGAUGCUAGCAAAUGUGGAACAGCCUUCCAAGAGAAAUACUCACUUGUUCCGUUCCAGAGAGUCCAUGCUGGAAAAAGGCCUUAUGAAUGCAGUGAAUGUGGGAAAUCUUUUAGCCAAAAAGCUACCCUUAUUACACACCAGAGAGUUCAUACUGGAGAAAAACCAUACAAGUGUGGUGAAUGUGGAAAAUCAUUUAGUCAAAGCUCAAACCUCAUUGAACACUGCAGAGUUCACACUGGAGAAAGGCCUUAUGAGUGUGAUGAAUGUGGAAAAGCCUUUGGGUGCAAAUCUAACCUUGUUCGACAUCAGAGAACUCAUACAGGAGAAAAGCCAUAUGAAUGUGGCCAAUGUGGGAAAUUCUUUAGACAGAGCUUUAGCCUCAUUGAACAUCAGAGCAUUCACACUGCAGCACGGCCUUAUGAGUGUAGCCAGUGUGAAAAAUCCUUUAGUCAGAAAGCUACUCUCAUUAUACAUCAGAGAGUUCACACUGGAGAAAGGCCAUAUAAGUGUGGGGAGUGUGGGAAAUCCUUUAGUCAAAGCUCCAACCUUAUUGAACACUGCAGAAUCCACACUGGAGAGAGGCCUUAUGAGUGUGGCGAAUGUGGAAAAUCUUUUAGUCAAAGAGCCACCCUCAUUAGACACCAGAGAAUUCACACUGGAGAAAGGCCUUAUGAAUGUAGGGAAUGUGGCAAAUUCUUUAGACAGAACUUUAGCCUCAUUGAACAUCGUAGAAUUCACACUACAACAAAGAUUUAUGAGUGUGGCCAGUGUAGGAAAUCUUUUAGCCAAAGGGCUACACUCAUUAGACAUCAAAGAGUUCACACUGGAGAAAGGCCUUAUGAAUGUGGGGAAUGUGGCAAGUCCUUUGGGUACAAAUCCAAACUUGACCGACACCAGAGAACUCACACUGGAGAAAGACCUUACGAGUGUGCUGAAUGUGGGAAGUUCUUUAGGCAAAGCUACAGCCUCGUUGAACACCAGAGAGUUCACACUAGAGCAAGACCUUAUGAGUGUGGCCAGUGUGCAAAAUCUUUUAGUCGAAGAGCUGCCCUGGUUAAACAUCAGAGAGUUCACACUGGGGAAAGGCCUUAUAAGUGUGGUGAAUGUGGAAAAACCUUUAGUCGGAGCACUAGCCUUAUUCAACACUGCAGAAUCCACACUGGAGAAAGACCAUAUGAGUGUGACCAGUGUGGGAAAUCUUUUAGGCAAAAGUCUGUUUUAAUUCAACAUCAGGUAGUUCACACUGGAGAAAGGCCUUAUGAAUGCAGCAAAUGUGGGAAAUCUUUUAGCCAACGCUCAAGCUUCUUUCAACACCAAAAAUGUCACGCCAUGGGAGUGCCUCACAGAGGCAGCAGAUGUGGGGAAUCCCUCAGCCCAAGGUCUCCUGUUGCUUAGUUUCUGAAAGCCCGUGCAAGAAAGGCCUUAAACCUACAAAGGAAUAUGCUGUCUUUGUAACCCGCACUAGAGAGCUUUUAUAAAGAGGUCACCACAUGCAUUUGCACGCAUCCAGAGGGCUAAGGACCCUAUGAGUCGUGGCACAUGUGAGGAGGAUGGGAGCUGCUCUGAACAUUUUAGACUGCUGCCCUCACCAAAGUCGAAUCACAGCCACAUUCUCACAGGAGUUGUCUCCCAUCUAGCCCCAAGCACCUCAGCACACACAGCCUCGGUGCCUGUGUUCUCCCCAUUCUCUAGAGGAAAUCUCCCAUAACCUGAUCCAUGAGAGUGAUCCAUUUUUCUUACUAUUGUGCAUCUGUGUUCUGGCUAAGGGGACCCAGCCCGGGCUCAGCUGGAGGCUUGGGAAGUCCUCUUCAUUGAAUUCUGGCCUCGUGUGACACUUGUAGUCGAUGAUUACAGAUUUCAAGUUACUAACCAGUGUCUUCCUGUUGAGCACUGCUCUGAUUUGUGGACUGAUAAAGGCCUUUUGUUUGAGCUACUUUUAAUCAGGGGGUUCUGUUCACAGCCUUGGGUGGGUAGAAUAUGGAUGGGUCCUGUUUGUUUUAAAAGAUGGACAGCUUUUAUAGGACCUCUUCAUUUUGGGUCUCAGUAAAGAACUUAGUGGCAGAGA
This is a messenger RNA of Marmota monax (woodchuck), 4428 nucleotides long. RefSeq names its product zinc finger protein 416. The transcript is spliced from 3 exons. Gene Ontology annotation, biological process: negative regulation of transcription by RNA polymerase II. The record is from RefSeq and is a predicted model, not a curated record. The coding region runs from base 1686 to 3758 and encodes 690 amino acids. Gene Ontology annotation, molecular function: RNA polymerase II cis-regulatory region sequence-specific DNA binding; DNA-binding transcription repressor activity, RNA polymerase II-specific. NCBI's taxonomy places the organism in Eukaryota, Metazoa, Chordata, Mammalia, Rodentia, Sciuridae.